Mya arenaria is the source of this 1661-nucleotide messenger RNA. RefSeq lists its product as uncharacterized. The transcript has 3 exons. Bases 1 to 1389 code for a protein of 462 amino acids. The record is from RefSeq and is a predicted model, not a curated record. Lineage: Eukaryota; Metazoa; Mollusca; Bivalvia; Myida; Myidae.
AUGAGAUCGUUCCAGUGGAAUGAACACAGACGAUUGUGUAGUGAGCAUUUUGUUGGCUUCAGAGGACCUUCAUUCCAGCAUACACUUCCAUCUAUGUUUCCAACUGAGACUGGUGCUACCAAAACCUUCCAGCCAACGCUCCUUGAUGAAGACGUAGGUGAUGAUGAUGAUGGUGAUACGGUCAAUGACGAUUUAGACCUAGAACUGUCAAAUGAUGAUAGUAUACAGCCACAACUGUCAUUUGUAUCCCCUUCCGGGCAUGCCAUUGAUACCUCUGUCCACCUGCAUGAUUACUGCAUGGGACCAGUACUACAGCCACAGAAUCAGUCCUUUAGAUGUUGUGACACACAGACUGAGAACAACUGUGCAGUGAUGGAAGUACAAACUGAAGAAAGUUUCCUGGGAAAAACAGCAGACUUCAGUUCACAAACAGAACAUUCUACUAGAGACUUUGGUGUACAAUGUCAGCUACCUAUGCUCACAUAUGAUGACGUAAAAUACAAUGACGAUUUGGUCAGUUUUUACACCGGAAUCCCUAAUCGAGUUGUGUUUGAAGCUUUGUUUGAUGAAAUCAAGGAUGAAGCUGAAGUGCGGACAUCAAGGCGGAAACUUAACUAUAAAGAUUCAGAUGGAGGACGGCCAAGAACUCUAAGUGUUCUGGAUGAAUUUUUCAUGGUGCUGAUGCGCCUACGUCUAGGUCUGUUAUUUGAAGAUCUAGGUACUAGGUUUUGCAUAUCCACUUCACAAUGUAGUGACAUUGUUGAAAGAUGGAUCAACUAUUUACAUGUACAAUUAUCCUUUCUUGUUCAAUGGCCAUCUCGUGAGGUAGUGAAAAAUAACAUGCCUGAACAAUUUAAAGAGAAAUAUUCUAACACUAGAAUUAUUAUCGACUGCACUGAAAUUUACAGUGAAACAUCCAGUUCUCUUUCUUUGAAAAGUUUAAUGUACAGUGAUUACAAGUCUCACAUGACUCAUAAGAUUUUGGUGGGUAUAAGCCCAAAUGGUGUUGUAACUUUUGUUUCUGACUGUUGGGUGGGCUGUACCAGUGACAAGAAACUCACAGAAAAAUGUGGACUCUUGGACUUGCUUGAAGAAGGAGACGCCAUAAUGGUUGAUAAGGGUUUCACUAUUACAGACCUUACUACUCCAAGAGGCAUUCAUCUCAUUAUUCCACCAUUUAAACAGAAAGGAAAACAAUUCUCUAAACGUGAGGUUCUCCUUACAAAAGAUAUUGCAAGUUUACGAAUACAUGUUGAAAGGCAAAUGGAGAGAAUCAAGAACUUUCGAAUAUUGCAUGGCAAUAUUCCUAUAACACAGUCAAGGAGAAUUUCUAAAGUGUUCAAAAUAUGCACAUAUUUGACAAAUCUAUGGCCACCACUUGUUCAAUAAUAACUCAUGUGUCAAUGAAAGCGUUUGUAUAUAUCAAGCAUUAGAUUUAGGGAUAAAAACUUGUAUACUUCUAACUAGAACAAUGAAAUUACAAUUUUGUUUUAAAAUCAUUUUUUCGAGCAAGUUAUAUGAUAACAUAUGAGAUUACACAUUUGAUUCAGGUUUGACAAAAAUGGAUAAGGAAAUAUGCUCAUGUGAAUGGAUUUCAAGAUUUGAUUUGAAACAUGUAUGCAUUAACUGAUCAAUUUAUUGAUAUAAUUUUUUGUUUGUGA